AUGGUUAUCCUACUGCUACCCCAGCCUCUCAUCUGGAGGCUUCGCGUUUCUAAGAAUAGGAGGAUCGGCGUCUCCCUCGUAUUUUGCAUUGGUAUAAUAUCUGUCGGUGCGGCCAUUGGAAGAACAGUGCUAGCAUAUAUUUAUGCCGAAUCAGCGGACGUCACCUGGAACUUUUCUCAAGUUGGAAUCUUCAUCCUCCUCGAGAUGACAGCCGCGAUUCUCGUCUUCGCAGUGCCUACUGCUCCCAAACCAUCGGCGCAUCUUGCCAAACGGGCUGGUAGCUCCCUCGUCUCUCUCAUCAGGCCCAAUCGUAGCGGAAGCGGGAGUAGUGGUCAUGGCCCAUUUGCCACUGGCAGUGAAAAUACACAGGAACGUAUUUAUCGAGAUCUUGAAGGUGGGAUUGUGCCUCCUUUACCGAAACCUAGGUUGGCGAGAUCGAAGCACUCCGCGGAUGCAGACAGUCAGGCUGAGUUGACUGCGCCAUCGCCCACGAGAUAG
Aaosphaeria arxii CBS 175.79 is the source of this 498-nucleotide messenger RNA. RefSeq lists its product as uncharacterized. Bases 1 to 498 code for a protein of 165 amino acids. Lineage: Eukaryota; Fungi; Ascomycota; Dothideomycetes; Pleosporales. The record is from RefSeq and is a predicted model, not a curated record. The transcript has 2 exons.